AUGGCUCCAAUUAACAAAGUAUUGCCGACUAUCCUCUGGUUUGUCAAUGUCACUGAAAGCCCUGCCAGGAACGACACCACACCUGUAAAAGUAGCCAGUGUCAUCCACUGGCUGACUUUCAGCAUCGGACUGCCAGCCAUCGGGUUGGCCAUUUAUAUCCUGAAAAAUUUCUCCAAAGGUCAAAUUAAAGUUCCCAUGCAGGCCAAGUUUCUUUUGGUGUCCGACAUCAUCAGUUUCUUUGGUCGUCCCAGCAUAAAUGUUAGCACUCAGGACAGCACACUUUGCUCCUCUGGUGCCACUGAAUUCAUCUUCUACUUCAGCGUCACUUCCAACAUUACCAUGAUGUUUUUAAUAGCCCAGGAGCACCACCUGCUGGUCACCUGCAGGCCGUUCCGUGACUGCUGUGGCCGUGUCAGGCAGUCUCGUGUGGUUGUGUUGUUGACAUGGGCUUCUCCAUUUGCCAUCUUGGCCCUCGCCAUGCUGAAUUACCAAAUCUGGUUUGCUGUGGCUCUGCUCGCCCCUUUUCCCUUCCUCCUCUUUUUCACAAUGGAUGCUUGGAGGUCCCUGAACUGCCUCAGCCGCCCCAGCACAGAGAAGAGGAGAGCCACAUGGGGGAUUAGUGUGAUCCUGAUCAACUACACCUUCCUCUACUCUCCCUUUAUCAUCAGCAUCCUCCUGGCAGCUCUCUCCCUUAAUGAACCUGUCUGCUAUCUUGGACUUGUGUCUCACUUGUUGCUCUAUCUCAGCCCUCUGGUGGACCCAUUUAUUUAUAUAUUCAUGAACAAAGGGCUGAAAGAGGUGCUGAAGGCACUGCCUUGCUGCCAAUACUUUCACAAGAGGCAGAAAAUGAGACCCACUGUCCCCACUGUGACAGAAACUGUGCUCAUGCAGACAAAGCUUUGAAAAGAGAUGUUUAUGAAAAACUUGAAACAUUUCGUUUGCUGACUUGCAACCUUUACUGUUUUCUAACCUUAUAAAGAAACGUUUUCGUUGAUCAGAAGGUCACAACUGCAGUAUAUGUAUUUGGCCUGAAGGUGGAGCUCCAGCUUGUCUUUCAAGAACAAUUGAAUCCAGUUGCUGCUACUACCUACAAACCAACUGUUGCAUAUAGCAAAAAGACAGCAAAAAAACAAAACAAAACAAAAACACACAAAAAAAACUCUGCACUGUCAGACUCAAGGCAACAUCCAUGAGCGUUCAAGCAGGAGACAGCUAAGCUUCAGGAGUUUGAGUACAGGACACACAUCAGGUCUUCAAACAAUUCUUGAUAUUUUUCAUUUCCAGACCAUCAAAUGCUUUUGCACA
This is a messenger RNA of Oryzias latipes (Japanese medaka), 1305 nucleotides long. The record is from RefSeq and is a predicted model, not a curated record. NCBI's taxonomy places the organism in Eukaryota, Metazoa, Chordata, Actinopteri, Beloniformes, Adrianichthyidae.